Messenger RNA from Oncorhynchus keta (chum salmon), 1681 nucleotides. Its product is annotated as nuclear transcription factor Y subunit beta-like. Gene Ontology annotation, cellular component: nucleus; CCAAT-binding factor complex. NCBI's taxonomy places the organism in Eukaryota, Metazoa, Chordata, Actinopteri, Salmoniformes, Salmonidae. Gene Ontology annotation, molecular function: RNA polymerase II cis-regulatory region sequence-specific DNA binding; protein heterodimerization activity; DNA-binding transcription activator activity, RNA polymerase II-specific. Bases 569 to 1186 code for a protein of 205 amino acids. Gene Ontology annotation, biological process: regulation of transcription by RNA polymerase II. The record is from RefSeq and is a predicted model, not a curated record. The transcript is spliced from 6 exons.
UUGUUAACCAAUUCCUCGUUAGCUCGAAUGGAAAUGUCCGUCUCUGACUAAUUUGUAUUUGUUGCGUUUAGGAUUUUGAGAGUAGGAAGUGUAGUCAAAAUUAUUAAUUAGCUUCAUAUCAUGCCAUGUCCCCCCUGCCUCAGGUUUCGACACAAAGAACAGGCAGAGCGGUCUUGCAACGAGACAACCAAUGUGGCUACAGGAUAACGUUAAAUUGUACCCAGGAAUCCAGAGCGGUUUCGUUGCAACAAUAAUCGUUGAUUAGUCAAUCAACAUGUGUGAGGGUCAAAUGGCUACCUAACUAAAGCUAUUGCUUCAUUUUGUCGACAUUAUAUUUCGAAUGAAACAUUUGCUAGCUACGGUUAGCUUGCUAGCGUCCCAUUUAGCAAACAACCAUUCACUUGGUCAGCGAAAUUAAACUAAUUCGGUAGACAUGCUAGCUAACCGUUUUCUAGCAACCUAACCUGGCUAGUUAGCUAAACUAGACACGGUUUAGCUAGCUAGCCAGUCAACAGUAAGUGCCUUUCAACAAUUCAGCUAUUUGAGCAAACCAUGUCCUUUGCUCCAGAUGGAAGAAGACCGUUCCACCACCGACGCCUCCCAGCUAACGUUAGGUAUCUCUGGAGAAUACAUGUCAGGAGGAUAUGUGCUCCAGUCUCAAGAUGAUGAUGGAGAGGAGAGUCUGAACGACCAUGAUGACGGGGGCAUGAAAGAGAACUUCCGGGAGCAGGACAUCUACCUCCCCAUCGCUAACGUGGCACGCAUAAUGAAGAACGGCAUCCCACAGACCGGGAAGAUAGCGAAAGACGCCAAGGAGUGUGUGCAGGAGUGUGUGAGCGAGUUCAUCAGCUUUAUCACGUCGGAGGCCAGUGAGCGCUGCCACCAGGAGAAAAGAAAGACCAUCAACGGAGAGGACAUCCUGUUUGCCAUGUCAACCCUGGGAUUCGACAUGUACUUGGAGCCUCUCAAACUCUACCUGCAGAAGUUCAGAGAGGCAAUGAAGGGGGAGAAGGGAAUCCCAGGUGUGUCGGUGGGAGAGGGCCUGGGGGAGGAGCUUACAGACGAUAGCUUCACGAAUCAACUGCCAGCCGGAAUAAUAACGGCCGACGGCCAACAGCAGAACGUCAUGGUGUACACCACCUCAUAUCAACAGAUUCCUGGCGUGCAGCAGAUCCAGUUCUCAUGACGAGGCCUAGCUCCUGCUCUGACCGUGGCGGCCAUCGACCGCACAGACACAGGACUGAAGGCUAACCAUAGGCUGAGUGUAUGACCCCACUGUCAAAAGGUCAAAGGCAAUCGUCAGAUGGACGGGAGGUCUUGGAAGGGGCGCUGUUAUGGGUGGGAAGGGAUGUGGUGGUUGACAACCCUGUCAUGUAAAUGUACAAGUCUGUUCUCUAAAUGUAGUAUGUAGUCAUGAGGUGCCACAAGGUUUGGAGUGCAGCUUUCAACCAGGUUGGGAUACUUGAUUUUUAAUGCUAUUCGGACCACUUAGUUUGUUUUUGUACAUUGAUUGUUUUAUGCAGGUUUGGGAGGAAUGGGAAGUUCUUUAUUUGUUGCCCACUCUUCUUUGAACCAUGAGGAGAGGUGCCCUUAAUGUCAGCUCUUUUCUAAGUGAAUAAACUAGUACCAUGUGCUUUAAUGUGACUUAAAUCCUUUGAAUAAAAAUCCAAAUGACCCAAUA